Messenger RNA from Vicia villosa (hairy vetch), 2074 nucleotides. Its product is annotated as protein NAR1-like. Gene Ontology annotation, cellular component: cytosol. Gene Ontology annotation, molecular function: 4 iron, 4 sulfur cluster binding. The record is from RefSeq and is a predicted model, not a curated record. Bases 336 to 1760 code for a protein of 474 amino acids. The transcript has 12 exons. NCBI's taxonomy places the organism in Eukaryota, Viridiplantae, Streptophyta, Magnoliopsida, Fabales, Fabaceae.
UAAAACAAAUUGAUUCAAACACCUAAAAUUAGCACCGCCGUUCCUCCAAUCGUUUCUCCGCGCGUUCAUUCGUUCGCGGCACAACCACUUUCGCCGUAAGUUUCUCUUUUCUCGCUGCGCCGCCGUUCUCCCCCUUCAUCGCAGAGCUAAUCUUUUUUACGUUGCUGUUCAUUACAAUUCCUCGCCACGACUUGCGUUUUUGCAGCCGCCACACCAUCUUCUCCGUUGUCUUCACAGCUUCUCAGGUCUCUGUCUUCCAUUCCAUCUCACCGGCAUCUCCCGCACGCUCUUAGUUUUUAAAGUUAUCGAAAGAAAUCCUUGACCAAUUGUCAGAGAUGUCUGAGAAAUUCUCGCCGGCGCUUCGGAUAGGAGAUCUCAAUGAUUUCAUUGCACCGUCACAGGCAUGCAUAGUCUCUCUCAAAGGGGCGAAAAAGCCCAAUAAAGUCGAGGUGUCAAUCGCUGACAAACAAGUGAAGUCGGAACCUGUUAAAAUUUCGCUCAAGGAUUGUUUGGCAUGCAGUGGAUGUGUCACAUCAGCAGAGACAGUUUUGCUGGAGAAGCAAGGUUUGGAUGAGUUUCUAUCCAAUAUUAAUCAAGGAAAGGCAGUGAUAGUGUCUGUUUCUCCUCAAUCGAGGGCUUCUAUUGCAGCCCAUUUUGGUGUUUCUCCUAUUCAGGCUUUCAAAAAACUGACAAGAUUUUUCAAAUCUUUGGGAGUGAGGGCUAUUUUUGAUACAAGUUGCAGUAGAGACUUGACCCUAGUCGAAUCUUGUGUGGAAUUCAUCACAAGAUAUAGACAAAAUCAAUUGGUAGAUGAUGAGAGGAGUAAGUCAAGCCUACCCAUGAUUGCAUCUGCAUGCCCAGGUUGGAUAUGCUAUGCUGAAAAGACACUUGGAUCAUUUAUUCUACCUUACAUUUCAACAGUGAAGAGCCCCCAACAAACAAUUGGAACUAUCAUAAAGCGCUAUGUAUGCGAAGAUAUGAAACUCAGGCCAGAAGAAGUAUACCAUGUCACAGUUAUGCCUUGUUAUGAUAAGAAGCUAGAGGCUUCUAGGGAUGACUUUGUUUUUCAAUUAGAGCCCCAUGCUGAAGGGCAUGAAGGCGAAGAAGAUAACUUGAUUUUGGAGGUAGAUUCAGUACUGACAACUGGAGAGAUCUUGGAAUUGAUUCAGUCAAAAGAAGUUGAUUUUAAGAGCAUAGAAGAGGCUCCUUUGGAUAAACUGUUAACAAAUAUUAAUGAAGAAGGACACCUAUACGGGGUCCGUGGAAGCUCUGGAGGUUAUGCAGAAACAAUAUUCCGAUAUGCUGCUAAAACACUUUUUGGAAGACAUAUUGAUGGCCCUUUGAACUUUAGAAACAUUAGAAAUUCAGAUUUUCAGGAAGUUACUUUGGAGGUGGAUGGAGAAACAGUGUUGAAGUUUGCUCUCUGUUAUGGUUUCCGGAAUUUGCAAAACACACGAAAACUUAAAACAGGGAAAUCUGAUUAUCAUUUCCUGGAAAUCAUGGCAUGCCCUUCAGGUUGCUUAAAUGGGGGUGGUCAAAUCAAACCAAUUUCAGGGCAAUCCGCUAAAGGGCUGAGUCAGUUAUUAGAAUCAGUUUACAUGGAAAAUGUUUUGACAGCAGAACCAUUCGACAACCCCAUUAUUAAAGAUUUAUAUGACAAGUGGCUUGAGCAGCCUGGUUCUGAGAAAGCUAGGAGAUACAUGCAUACACAAUAUCAUGCACUUGAGAAAAACAUCACUUCUCAGUUACAUGAUUGGUGAGGUGUGUUGAAACUUAACUUAUAGUAGUUUCCUCUCAAGGUAAUUUUAUGUUAUUAAACGGAAGAUUACUUUGAUAUAUGUUCUCUGUCUCCUUGUUGGCAUAUUGGAGUGGAGUCAUCCAAUUUUGGUAGUAAACCCGGAUAUCACGUUUGUAAUAGCUAUAAUGUAUUCUCUUACAGUAAUAAUGUAUAGUGUACCUCUGAUUUACACAUAUUUAUUUAGAUAGAAGAAAGAACCACACAAACGUUUGUAAUGGACCCUCCGGACCAUACCUUUUUUUAGGGUCAAUCAAAAGGACGUGCCUUAAAUUUUCA